CAGCAACAAGUAUAGAUGUUGAUGGAUCCGAGAUUGCCCCUUCCUUGUAGCCAACAGGCACAAUGUACCACUACCUUGUUGGCUAGCUAGCUAGCAAGCGGAUUGCUGGCAGUAGCGGCAGUCCACCUGCACAGUUGUUGAACUUAGACGCAAAAAUGGAGAAGAUCCCACCACGAUUGACGAGCAAUCCAAUCUUGCCCCAAGAAUCCAGUGAAGCCGGGGUGGUCACCUCGGUGCUCUUCUCGUUUUCGCCCUUGGCCAUCAAGACAAGGCAAGAUAGCAACGCAAGACCGCUCCCUCAAGCGGAUGUUGCGUCAACCUUGGUGGCAGGGGUAGAGCAAAGCAAACGUAUCACAAAACCAAAAUCCAUCUGCACGAUAGCGGUACAACUUACAACAACAACAAAGCAAAACAUGCCAGCCAAUACGAAGAAAGAUGAUCCCAUGCCGUUCGUCUAUGUUCGGUCCAAAGACCAUGCAUGGGUCCCUGCGCGGGUCCUCGAGUCGGAUGGGAAGGUUGCAACGGUGAUUGUUCAGAAAUACAAAAAUGAAGAGGAAAUGCUCCUGAAUGCGGCCAAAACAGCGGGAAUCACGGUGCAACAACAAGUGGUGCAGCUCAAAGAUUAUGACAGUGGAGUCCUUCCCAUGCAAAAUGUCGAUGACAGAGGCAAGCUUGGAGACUUUGAAGAUAUGGUGAAUCUACCCUAUCUCCACGAGGCUGCAAUCCUCUACAACAUCAAGAAUCGACACAUGAAGGGAUUACCCUACACCAGAACGGGAGAUAUGAUUGUAGCGGUCAAUCCCUACAAAUGGUUUGACCACCUCUACACCGAGAAGCAACGAAAGACGUAUGCAAAGAAACUAGUGUGGGACAACUCGGAAAGCGACCCAAGGAACUAUCUGUCGCCGCAUGUCUAUGAAACAUCUGCUCUGGCAUACAAGGGAAUGUCAUUUGACAAGCAGAACCAGUCUAUUCUUGUGUCUGGAGAGUCUGGAGCUGGAAAGACAGAAACAGUCAAGAUUUGCAUGAAUCAUCUUGCCAAUGUCCAGGAAGGCCCGACAACAGGAAGCAGCAGCAGUACGAAAGACUCUUCUUUGAUUGUCCAACGAGUGCUCGACUCGAACCCUCUCCUGGAGGCCUUUGGCAAUGCCCAGACACGCCGAAAUGACAACUCCAGUAGGUUCGGCAAGUACACACAGCUCCAGUUCGACCGACGAGGAGAAGUUGGCAGACCGGUUGCCAAGCUUGCUGGUUCCAUCUGUGAGCCCUACCUUUUGGAGAAGAAUCGCGUCAUCAACCAUGACAGCCAAGAAAGGACUUUCCAUAUCUUUUAUCAGUUGCUUGCUGCUCCAGAGGACGCCAAGGCAUGUGUUUGGAGUGGGCUCAAGGGCAAAAGGAAUGCUGACUUCAAGUAUGUUGGAGCCACACAAACAACCAUGAUUGAAGGCGUCUCGGAUGGUGAUCAAUUCCUACGUACAACGAAAGUACUUAGCCUCAUUGGUCUCGGAGACAAGGUCAUUCGAGAGUUCUUGCGGGCCCUUUGCGUUGUCCUCCAGCUUGGUAAUUUGACCUUCGGUGCUCCUGGUGGUGAUGCAGACAAGUCUGAGUGUAUUUCCUCCAAGGAGUUGGCAGGACUUGCAAAGUUAAUGGACUUGCCCGAGUCUGACCUGUCUGUGGCUUUGACAGAGAGAACCAUGAAGACGAAAGAUGAAAGUUACAAGGUGCCUCUGGAUCCUGCAAUGGCUAGAGACUCUGCCGAUGCCCUUGCGAAAGAGAUUUAUGGAAAGCUCUUCCUUUGGUUGGUCAAUGCCAUCAACAAAGCAACAAGUGCCGAAGCGAACUACAGUGGAGGCAAGAAUAAGAACUUUGGAAUCAUUGGUUUGCUGGAUAUCUUUGGCUUUGAAUCCUUUGAAGUCAACCGAUUUGAGCAGCUCUGUAUCAACUAUGCCAAUGAGAAGCUCCAGCAAAAGUUUACAGAGGAUAUCUUUCGCUCUGUGCAAGCAGAGUACAAGAUGGAAGGUGUCCCAUUGGCAGAAAUCAAGUAUGAUGACAACACUGAUGUGCUGGACUUGAUUGAGGGCCGUACUGGUCUGUGUGCCAUGUUGAAUGAGGAGUGUGUCCGUCCCAAGGGCAGCGGCUUUGGCUUUGUUAACAAGGCCCUUGCAGGAAACAGAAAGAGUCCUUGUCUGGUGCCUGACAUGACUGAUCGAAUGUGCUUUGGUAUCAAGCACUAUGCUGGCAAGGUAUUCUACAAUGCAGAAAACUUUGUGGCAUCCAAUCAAGAUACACUUCCCACUGAUCUGCAAGAUUGUGCCAGCAAAUGCUCCAAUCGCCUGAUCUGUGCUGCCUUUCAGGAGGAGCCCGAUGAAAUGCCACGUCGAGGCAGCAGCAAGGAAACCCCGAAACGUCUUCGAAGCAACAUUAUGGCUCCCACUGUAUGGACCAAGUACAAGGGGCAACUCUCGCAUCUGAUGACAAACCUACGCAGCACAAACUCUCGCUACAUCCGUUGCAUCAAGCCCAACACCCUGAAGAAACCUGGCUUGAUGGAGCAUAACACCACUGUGGAACAGCUGCGCUAUGCUGGUAUUGUGGCUGGAGUGACAAUCUCACGCUCAGCGUUCCCAAAUCGCUUGUCCAACACCGUUGUAUACGCUCGGUACAACGGCAUGUGGGAAAAACGCCAGUAUCCUUCCGUCAAGUCUCGAUCUAUGAGCAUAGCUGAGCAAGUCAAGGCCGAUUGUGAGGCUGUUCUCACCUGUGCGCUCAAAACUAAAGAGAGUUUGGAGAAGGGUGGCCGUACCGUCAAGGCCUUCGUCGUGGGCAAGACUCGCACCUAUUUUCGUGCCGGUGCGUUGGAGUACUUGGAAUCCCAGCGUAUUACUGGUCUUGAUGCACAGGCGACAGCAAUCCAAAAGGCAAUCCGUGGUUGGUUGAUUCGAAAGGAUCAAAUCAAGGCUGCCAAAAAGAAGGUUGAGGAUGCAGCAUUGGCCAUUCAAGCCGAAAAGGAGCGCAAGGAGCGAUUGGCUCGGGAAAAGAAGGAACGCGAGGCAAGGCACCUUCAAGAGAUGAAGGGGUACUAUUUGGAAAUCCAAGCCUUGAAGAAAAGGUUGCAAGAGGCUGACGAAGAUGGAACGCGACGUGUUGAAGCAGCAAAGCGACGCGAAGAGCAAGCAAGGCAACAACGGGACGAACUCCAAAGCAAGGUCCAUGACCAUGACAACAAGACCAAGAGCGAAAUGGAACGUCUGAAGAUAAGAUAUGCGGCCAACCUUAAGCUGAUACAGCAGUUGAAGAAGGAGAACAAGAAGGCGCACAAGGCCUUGGGCAAGGAUGAGAGCAUCUGGAAAGAUGCAGACAAGAGGUACAAGAGAUUGAGCCACAUCAAUCACGAAUCUGCCACUACCUUUGACGGCCUCGAAGGCGACGCCAGCUCAGUGGCAGCUUCCAACCAACGCCUGUUGGACAAGAGAGAAGAGGCCCUCGAAGUAAACAUGAACCUAAAGGACAAGGUUCGCAAGCUUCAGAGUCAGUACAUGGAUGUGGCCGAGCAGCGUUUGGAAUUGCAAAAGACCAUGGCCAAGAUUUUGAACACGAUCCAGGACGGGUGCAAGGACAAAACUUUGGUGGAGCACGUCUUUUGUGUUGGCCACGAGUGUGAGACCGAAUCGAAGUGUCUCAUUGCCAAGCUGGAAAUCGAGGAAGCCCCUUACGACCUCGUCAUGUCGGAUACAUCGGAUUCGACGCGCUUGUCCUCGUCAAUGGAUUUGUCUCAAAUUUCUCUCAAGUAUGUUUGAGUAAUUGACGCACCAGCAUACUGAUGAGAACUUCCUACAAAGUAGAAUUACAUGUAUGCAUUUUAUUAGAUUGUUUGCCGCCGACUUACGAUGUUCUUCGUAGAGGCACAUGUAACUACAAUAAGCGUACGGUUACGCGGU
Molecule: messenger RNA, 3938 nt
Organism: Seminavis robusta
Lineage: Eukaryota; Bacillariophyta; Bacillariophyceae; Naviculales; Naviculaceae
Source: the annotation of a GenBank genome assembly